AUGAAGAGCAACGAAAGAAAGACGCCGGCGGAGGAGAUGUCAGUUGUUGUAGAUUUGAGGGUGGUUAAACCAUUGCUCAGUUGUCAGAUUUGUUCCAAGCUAAUGAAGCAAGCCACAUCCAUAACCCUGUGCCUCGACCAUUUUUGUUGGGAAUGCAUCUACGACUAUGUCACCGAGCAUGGUGGUCAAAGUUGUCCAGUCUGCGGUGUUUACCUUGGUUCACGACCUCUAAGCAAAAUUAGGCGUGACCAGCAGUAUGAAAGGUUGAUAAACACAAUCUUCCCUCAAGAGAAAAAAGAAGUGGAGAUGGAGUCCAAAACUUCUGACGUUUCGUCAUCAUCAUCAGCCUAA
Messenger RNA from Microthlaspi erraticum, 351 nucleotides. NCBI's taxonomy places the organism in Eukaryota, Viridiplantae, Streptophyta, Magnoliopsida, Brassicales, Brassicaceae. The record is from the annotation of a GenBank genome assembly.